AUGCUCUACAGAGACAUUUGCACUGCCGAAGACCAACCACACUCCGUCGCCAUCAGCCCAACGAGGCAAUGUGUCGCGUUUGGUUGCAAGUCCGGUGUAGAGCUCUAUUGGGUCGACCCAACAACCGCUCAAAACCUCAACCGGUGGUUCCGCCUCAACAAAUCCGCCGACAGCAUCUACUUCCUCCCGGCGCGGCGAAGCAAAGACACUCCGCUUCGACUACGCCUCAUAAGCAGCACCAGAUACGCCCCUUCGAUCAACAACGAAAGCACAGCCUGCACCUCCCUAAGCACGCCCCACGAUAGCUGGUUCACCCUCCGCGCCUCGUGGCAUCUCCCCUUACUACACGCGGGAAACCGACAGCGCUCAAGGUCAACCGAAUGGGGCGCCGCAGACCAUAGCAACGCCAUCCCCCUGAGCGACGGCCACCACAUCCUUUUCACCGAUAACGCGACUGGCACGCUUUGCUUAGGAAGCGAUACACUAGCGGGAAACGUACAACGACUGGCGCGGAAGAUCUUCUUCGACCCGCCUCCCCCUUUCGCAGGAGGAACUGGAGUCGAAACUCAUCGUAUUCCAACUCUGUACGCCGCUUCCCACGAUCUUACCCACGGCGUCCUCAUCGCCGCCAUCUACGGCGAAGAUCUGAUCAUGUACUCCGUCCCCAUCGACAUCCUACGAUACUCGACUGCCGAGCAAGAGGGCACAAUCGUCGACUCCACCGUCCCAUUCCAUGAACUAAAGGAGCUAUGCCUGUUAUCGCAUCCAGCGAGCAACGCCGCAGCACUACAGCAAAGCGACGAACUCCCGAAUCAAUCCGAGAACGAGAAGUUUGAGCGGCUGAAUAUGCUGUGGGUGCAUCACCUCCCUUCUCCCGGGGCCAGGGAGCGCGAGCGCACGUCGUUGGGGGAUGUUUGGCCUGUGAGGAUUAUGGGGAGGCGUAUCGGGAUGAGGAAGUGUGGCUAA
This is a messenger RNA of Neohortaea acidophila, 966 nucleotides long. RefSeq lists its product as uncharacterized. The record is from RefSeq and is a predicted model, not a curated record. Bases 1 to 966 code for a protein of 321 amino acids. The transcript has 3 exons. Lineage: Eukaryota; Fungi; Ascomycota; Dothideomycetes; Mycosphaerellales; Teratosphaeriaceae.